AUGAUAAUAGCAGCCACAAGAAAUCAAUCACAAUCAUCCUCAUCCACAACACCGGGAACAUUCCAAUAUAUUUCCCAAGAUGAACUUCUCAGUCUAUACGAACAACGAAAGGGAACACAAUACUUUAUACCUGAAGGAUUUGAACCUGUGCUAAUACCACUUGCCAAGAAUGAAGGCAUAACCAACAACGAAGUAUCCAAACAAGUUGGAGAAAUGUGGCAUCGUGAGCCCAUGGAAGAAAAAUUGAGGUUCCAACGUAUGGCCGAUGAUGCUAAAAUGGAACACAUGAAAAAAUACCCAGAAUACAAAUACCGUCCUCGUAGACCUCAUGAAAAAAGGCGUAGAACAAAGAGACCACAAUCAUCAUCAAAUGCUUCAAUUGAUACAGUUAGCACGACAGAAACUUGCUUCGACUAUUUCGGUGCUGACGAAUCAAGACGUGGUUCAAUCAUAUCACUAAACGAUUUUGAUUAUGGUAAUGACUUUGAUCCUUUAUUUAAUGACGACAGCCAUGGAUUAUUAGCAGAAGAACAAUUAACAACAAUAACAUCAUCCUCAUCAUCCUCUCCUGAUCUUCAAUUUAACGUAUUGUCCAAUCCUGGCAAUAACAUUUGUGUCGGGUCCAAUAACAAUUCUUUUAAUACUGAUGCUUUAGAUUUUUUAAUGGAGAAUUCAGAAUCUUGUUGUCUAAAUAUUGGAUUGAAUAAGCGUUUGUGA
Messenger RNA from Entrophospora candida, 717 nucleotides. Lineage: Eukaryota; Fungi; Glomeromycota; Glomeromycetes; Entrophosporales; Entrophosporaceae. The record is from the annotation of a GenBank genome assembly.